Messenger RNA from Salpingoeca rosetta, 1866 nucleotides. RefSeq lists its product as uncharacterized. The coding region runs from base 91 to 1602 and encodes 503 amino acids. NCBI's taxonomy places the organism in Eukaryota, Choanoflagellata, Craspedida, Salpingoecidae. Gene Ontology annotation, cellular component: cilium. Gene Ontology annotation, biological process: cilium movement; outer dynein arm assembly. The record is from RefSeq and is a predicted model, not a curated record. The transcript has 7 exons.
GGCACUUUUCUCUCUUCUGCUUGGUCGCUAAGAACAACAAGCAACAAGCAAGCGGCGCAACCACCAACACCGACAAACACACCCGCGACGAUGGCAACGCUGGGGAGAACACAGCGCCUCCACGAUGAGGCACCAGACGAGCUCAAGAAGAAGCUCACCCUCCUUGAGGGUGAUCGCAAGGCAUACUAUGAGAACUCGCAAGCGGUCAUCAAGACCAACAAGGACAAAAUCGCCAAGCUCAAGAAGGAGAACAAGCAGCUCACGCAGAAACUCAAGGAUAUCAAGCUCAAGUUCAACACACAUGUUGUCGAGGAGACGGGCACCAACUCCAUGCAGGAGAAGAUUACAAAGACAAAGAUGAGGCGCAACACGCUCCGGCACGAGGCCAAGCAGAAGGAGAAGCGGCUGGAGGAGCUGAAGAAGCAGCUGCACGAACUCACGCUUGAAGAGGCACACCAGCAGAAGAACAGCGGCGGCGCGUCGCAGGAGAGCCAGAAGCUGCGCACGCUCGAGAACAGGCUGGACAAGGCCAACAUCAAGUUCAACGAGGCCCAGCACGUCGGCAAGACAUACAAGCAGAUUAUCCGCAAGCUGGAGCAGGACAGGCUGCACUUUGACAACAGCAUCACAGAACUCGAGAAGACUCUCUCACAGCGCAAGGAGGAGCUCGUGCGGGUCGAGGCCAUGUGCGUGGACGCGUGCAAGGCGCGCGACGAGGCGCGGAAGCACCUUGCAGCAAAGGAGAAGGAGAUCAGCACCGCGCGCAAGAAGCGCGACGAAGAGAAAUCCCGGCUGAAGGCGUUGGCUGAGGAGCGCCGUCGCCAGUUUGAGGCCAUGGAGAAGCGACUGCGCAUGGCAUCGGCCGGCGUCGAACAAAACUCCGGUGACAAGGAGGCGAGCGACGAGUGCAAGGAAAAGUUGGAGACAUAUGAGCAGGCGAUGCGCCGCAUCCGCGACGCCACGGGCGCCUCCGACGUCAACGAGGUCGUGCAGCGCUUUGCAACGCAAGGGGAGACACAGGACCACCUCAAGCAACUGCAGCAGGACAACACAGAGCAGCUGCACAAGCUGCGGCAGGAACACCAGAAGUUGCAGAAGCAGUUUGAGGCCCUCAAGUACUCUGGCGAGGCGCGAAACACGGGCAACCAGCGCAUGCUCGCCGAGUUUGAGGCGCACCUGCGGGACGUGGAGCGGCGUGGCAGCAAGGCGCAGCAGAGCACGGAGAGGGCCACGAAGGUUCUUGUCGCCCUCUCCGCCGGCGUGGAGGCGCUCUACGAGAAACUCGGCUCCAUCAAGCCGGUGCAAUUCCGCGCGGCGAGCAACGUGCAGGACAAACUGACGGAGGCAGAGCUUCGCCUGAAGAAGCUGAACGAGGAGCUUGAGGCGCGCAAGAACGAACUUCCCGGUGGUCUCGAAGCAGAGAGCAUCCCAUACAUCCUCCCAGAACACAACACACGCGUCCCGCUCGACACACAAGACGCAGAUGGCGAAUCUGACAGCGACGACGACGACGAGUUUGCCUCGCGCGAUGCGCUCAAGAAGCAAGCGCAGGCCCUCGUGGACGCAAAGACAAACAAGAAGCGCCGCCGCCGCAAGCCCUAGGAGCAGCACACGUCCUUCCACUCCCUUCUUUGCACGGUGUUUUGGUUGGUUUGGUUUUGGUUUUGGGUUGUGUGUAUCGUACCAUGUGUGGUGUGUUAUCGCUUCGCUUGUUUUGUUGGUUGGCUUGAAUGCUGUGCCGAGUCCCGUCACAUACAUACACAAAUGAUUGACCUGUAUCUUUCUUCACCCUUCCCCCCCCCGUUGUUGCUUGUGCUUGUUGUGCUUGCUGAACCUCGCUCACAAUGAAACGUCAGAGAAAGCAUA